Molecule: messenger RNA, 3187 nt
Organism: Thunnus maccoyii (southern bluefin tuna)
Lineage: Eukaryota; Metazoa; Chordata; Actinopteri; Scombriformes; Scombridae
Product: phospholipase B-like 1
Exons: 11
Coding region: 161-1777 (538 amino acids)
Biological process (GO): phospholipid catabolic process
Cellular component (GO): extracellular region
Molecular function (GO): glycerophospholipase activity
Source: RefSeq, a predicted model, not a curated record
AUUAUGUUUACGAAAAAUGUUUCAGCCCACUAAAAAAAUCAGCAACCGGCGGAAUCGCACGACAUCAUCGUCGCUCUCAAUACAGAAGUGACCGUAAUAAGACAUUUUUAUUUAUUGAAAUUCAUGAGAGGCAGAAAUUUGCAGGAAAUUAUCAGCUGACAUGGAGAAGCAGAGCAUGAAACUGUGCAUACUGCUGACUUUGGCUGCAUCGGUGCAAACUUACCAGUUCCAAGAGGCCACCGUGUCCUGGGAUGCUGCCCAGAAAAGUGUGAUCCUGAAGGAGGGGGUGAUGGAGACAGAGGGGGGAGCCUACGGUUACUUCAAUGACACUCUGCUCCUCUCUGGAUGGGGCGUCUUGGAGAUCUGUGCCGGUUACGGAGGAAUCACACAGGAAGAUGAGACUACCUUCUUCCUCGCUGGCUACCUGGAAGGCUACCUCACUGCUGGACAGAUGUUCAGUCACUACUCCAACAUGUAUCCUCAGCUGAUAAAAGAUGAGAAGGUUCUGAAUCCCCUGAAAAGGUUUUUAAGCAAACAAGACCAGUGGGCCAGAGAGCAGGUGAAACAGCGGAGGAACAGCGACCCUCUGUGGAAGCAUCUGGGACUGAUCCUGGCCCAGCUGGACGGGCUCCACGCCGGAGCUGCACAAUGGGCCAAAAGCAAACACAGAGAGCCUCUAUCAGCGUUUGCGGUCCAGUUCCUGAACGGUGUCGGUGACCUGUUGGACCUCGUCCCAGCUCUGACACCUCGCUCCAACUCCUCCACAGGGACCAGUGCUUUCAGAAUGCCAGGAAUGGGCCACUGCACUGCUCUCAUAAAGGUGCUGCCAGGCUUUGAGAACCUGCUGUUUGGCCACUCUAGCUGGUAUACUUAUGCAGCCACCAUGCGUAUCUACAAACACUGGGACUUCAGGGUGUCUGACAUGCACACCGCCACCGGAAAGAUGUCGUUCAGCAGCUACCCUGGCUUCCUGAUGUCUCUCGAUGAUUUCUACCUGCUGGGGAGCGGCCUGCUGAUGACUCAGACCUCCAACAGUGUCUUCAACGUCUCUCUGUUCUCGCGGCUCAGCCCUCACAGCCUGCUGGCCUGGCAGAGAGUCCGCCUGGCCAACAGCUUGGCGCACAGCGGAGAGGAGUGGGCGCGCAUCUUCUCCAAAUACAACUCAGGUACAUAUAACAGUCAGUACAUGGUGGUGGACCUGAGCAGGGUUUCUCUGGGUCACAGCAUCAGGAAUGGAGCUCUGACCAUUGUGGAGCAGAUUCCCAGGAAGGUGAUACACUCGGACCAGACCGAAGCUUUACGAAGAGGGUAUUGGCCGUCCUACAAUAUACCAUUUCAUGUUGAAAUCUACAAUCUGAGUGGGUACGGCGUGAUGUGGAGGAGACACGGAGAAGACUUCUCCUAUGACCUCUGUCCCCGAGCCAAAAUCCUGCGCAGGGACCAGGCGAAGGUGUCUGACCUCAGCUCCCUCAAACACAUCAUGAGAUACAACAACUACAGGAGAGAUCCCUAUUCCAAGGGCCAUCCAUGUAAAACCAUCUGUUGCCGUAACGACCUAAGACCAAGGAGACCACGCCCAGGGGGUUGCUAUGACACUAAGGUGACGGACUACCAGAUGGCUCUCCAGCUGGUCACGGAGGCAAUAAAUGGCCCUACGACGCAGGGGGGUCUGCAUCCGUUCUCAUGGCAAUCCUUCAACCUCACCACUCAUCAGGGUCUCCCACACAGCUACAACUUUACCUUCGUCACCAUGAGGCCCACACUGUGCCGGCCCUGAGAGACAGAGGUGGAAGAUACUGUUUCUGUUCAAAUCAGGAAUCCUGAAAUGUUUUGUCACAACACUGAAUAUAAAAUAUUAUACAAACGUCCCUCUACUUUGGUGAAAAAAUAUUAAAAUACGAGUAGUUUUAAUUCCCAGACACAGUGCAUCAUCAGAACUGCAGCUGGUCUUGACAUGGGACAGUCUAGUUAACCUCAUGUCCCCAUUGUCAAGUGUAUUGUCUGACUGAAUUUAAAUUUAGUGUAAUUACAUUAAAGUCAUUUAUUCAUGAUUCAUGUCAGUCUGAGGUAGAUAGACACCAGGUUUACUGUUUGUUUCUAAGUUAUUUACUAAUCCAUGAAUACACCAUCCUAAAAACGCAUUUCUAAAUAAAUAUGCUUGUUUCACCACCGAACCAGAACACUGCAAACAGUGACAGUAUGAUGAGGGUCCAUUCUUAAUUAACAUGAGGAUAAUUGACUAAUUAGACAUGUUUUCAGACUGUGUUCGAUUUUAGACAUUUUGUUGGGGGUAUUAAUUUAUUUGUCUUAGGUUCUAUGCAAUGUUGACUCAGGUUUACACGGUGUGAACUUCUAUUAUUUGACAGACUUUAUGUAAAUAUUAACAGUAAUAAAGUGUUUGAAUGUUAUAAACUGUGGUGCGUUUACGCCGCUCAAGCAAUCAGAGAAGUUUUACAACAAGGUUAAAAGUCUACAGCCUCAGUGAGGCUGCACUCAGGCACAUCAGUCAGCCUGCUGGUGAUGCAAGAGGAAAAGUCAGGGGAUCACCAGAGUCAGUAGGCUUCAUCCUCUGGGAACCAUGAAUGUCUGUACAAAGUUUCAUGGCAAAGCAUCAAAUAGCUAUAGAGAUAUUUCAGUCUGGACCAAAGUAGGCUGAAUGACCAACAGACAGACCGACGCUACCUUCUUUAAAUCCAUGUAACAGCUAAAAACUACAAAACCCAGUUCUUUUGGUCUUUAUCAAGUCUACAAAUGAGAACUAGACCAAAACCGGAAGUUGGGCAAAUUUAGCUUUCAAAAUAAAAGAAUUGCUAAAAAAAACAAAACAAACCAGACAUUCAUAACUUCAGUAUAAUACAGUUUACUGACACAACAUUUGAUUGUAUGACAGAUGUGGUUCUCCAUCAUUCCCACUGAAACAUAUAAUUAACUUUGGUACUUUGUAGGAGGGGACAUGUGUACUUUUUGAUUUGCAGAAUAUUUUUUCCACCAUUGUGGCCUGAUAACUCCACCUGCAUUUAAACCAUUAACCUAAUUCACUGUAAAUAGUAUGAAACAGAAUUAGUUAUUUGUGACAGUAAUAAACGAUAUGUCAAGCAAGAACUAGAAUUAAAUGAUUGUCUGAAACUAUAAUGUAUUUUUGAAAGUCCAGUCUUUGGGUGUUGGGUUACCUGAACAAAUGAGCCAC